AUGAUCAGAAAUGUCGGGAAGAAGGCUGCAAGGGUUAAUUUAAGACAGGCACUGGGUUCUUUCUCAAAAAACAGAGGUCUUAGUACUUUCUUGCUUAGAAGCCGGGAAGGGCAAGCUCACUGUCGUACAACUUCGUGGUUGAUCAAAAGGUUUCAAUCCACGGAAGUUUCCUUUGACAAGCUGACUCCGGAGGAGCAAAAUAUCCUCACGGAGGAAAGAGCAGUGGACAAGGUUGAUGUAUGCAUUGUAGGUGGUGGUCCUGCUGGGCUAGCUACUGCUAUCAAAUUGAAACAGCUAGACAACAAAGAAGGCGAUGGACAACUAAGGGUUGUUGUUCUUGAGAAAGCCGCAGAUAUCGGGUCCCAUAUCGUCUCUGGGGUGAUUAUGGACCCUCGUGCUCUCCGGGAGCUGUUUCCAGAAAGUGAGUACUAUGAUGACAAGGGAGAAGGCAUACCGCUCCCUCCAGAGAUUGUAACAAAGGUGAUUGACGAGGAAUUUAAGUUUCUGAUAGGGCAGCAGGGGCUCCCAGUGCCAACUCCGUCUCACAUGAAGAACGAGGGCAAGAAUUACAUCGGUUCACUGAGUGAGAUUACAGCCUUUUUGGGAGCUCAGGCUGAAAACUUAGGCGUCGAAGUGUAUUCAGGAAUUGCAGUUUCCGAUGUCCUUUUUAGCGAUGAUGGCAAGUCCGUCGUGGGGGUUGCAACUAAGGACAUGGGUAUCUCGAAAUCAGGCAGACCAAAGGAUAACUUUGAAAGAGGGAUGGCGUUCAAGGCGAGACAAGUGGUCUUGGCUGAGGGCUGCCAUGGCUCGUUGACUAAACAAAUUAUCAAGAAAUUCAAUCUUCGUAAAAAUGCUCAAAAUCAGUCGUACGGUUUGGGUAUCAAAGAGGUCUGGGAAGUGAGUCCUGAGAAGUUCAGAAGGGGCUUUGUCACUCACACAAUGGGAUAUCCUUUAUCGAAUAGCGUUUAUGGUGGUGGUUUCCAGUAUCAUUUUGGUGAGAACUUGGUGACGGUCGGUUUAGUUGUUGGUUUGGAUUAUAAGAACCCUUACGUAUCUCCUUAUCAGGAGUUUCAAAAAAUGAAGCUACAUCCCUAUUAUAAGAACGUUUUGGAAGGUGGGAAAUGUAUUUCGUAUGCUGCGCGUGCCUUAAAUGAAGGCGGUUUACAGGCUGUUCCUAAGCUCAACUUUCCUGGCGGUGUGCUCGUUGGUGCUUCUGCUGGCUUUAUGAACGUUCCAAAAAUUAAGGGCUCUCACACUGCUAUGAAAUCUGGUAUGCUAGCGGCGGAGGAGAUGUUCAAAGUCAUCUCUAAAAUGCCUACAUUGGAGGAAUUAGAGGAGCAGGGAGUUGAGGAACUGACUAAAGAGCCAAUAGAUCUUGAUGCCUAUGGUGAAGCUUUCAAAAGUUCUUGGAUCUAUAAAGAGCUUUAUGCUGUAAGAAAUGUUAGGCCAUCUUUUAACUCCUUCUUAGGCGGAUAUGGCGGCAUGGUGUAUUCAGGCUUGGAUACAUUUAUUUUAAAAGGACGCGUUCCAUGGACUUUCAAAUUUCAUGAAUCUGAUGCCUCAGUCACUGAAACCGCCUCUAAGCAUAAACCAAUAAGUUACCCCAAACCAGACGGAAUUAUCUCAUUUGAUAUCAUGACUUCAGUUUCCAGAACCGGAACAAACCAUGAUGAGGAUGAGCAAUGUCAUUUGCGGGUUCCAAACCAGGAUUUAGACAAACAUGCAGAAGCAGCAUUUCCAAAAUGGAAGGGCAUAGAGAAUCGUUUCUGUCCAGCAGGCGUGUACGAAUACAUCAAAGACGACAGCUCGCCGUUAGGAGUGAAGUUUCGGAUUAAUUCGCAGAACUGUAUUCAUUGUAAGACUUGCGACAUCAAGGAUCCUACUCAAGAUAUCAAUUGGACUGUCCCAGAAGGUGGUGAUGGCCCAAAGUAUACAUUAACCUGA
Messenger RNA from Torulaspora globosa, 1944 nucleotides. It is a transcript of the gene CIR2, whose product is annotated as electron-transferring-flavoprotein dehydrogenase. Gene Ontology annotation, cellular component: mitochondrial inner membrane. Lineage: Eukaryota; Fungi; Ascomycota; Saccharomycetes; Saccharomycetales; Saccharomycetaceae. Gene Ontology annotation, biological process: electron transport chain. The transcript has a single exon. Bases 1 to 1944 code for a protein of 647 amino acids. Gene Ontology annotation, molecular function: iron-sulfur cluster binding; electron-transferring-flavoprotein dehydrogenase activity. The record is from RefSeq and is a predicted model, not a curated record.